CCUCGCUACUGCUACCGACAACUUAGCUUGUCUUUAUCCAUAAUUCAUGCAUUUCACACUCAUUCAAACUCUUUUUCUUUAUCAUAUCUAUAAAAUACACUUGUUCUCAUUCAUUCACAUCUCAAACAGACUAACACAAAACCUAAUAUCCAUUCUCUCAUCUCUACAGCAAAGAAAAUACACACAACUUCAUCAAAUUGAUCAAAGAUUGAACUAAAAAUGGAAGGAUGUGUUGCAUAUGAUAAUCAUCUCAAUCUCAAGGCAACGGAGCUCAGAUUAGGGUUACCAGGCACAGAAAUGAACGAGGAACAAUCAGUUUCUUGUGCAAGAAGUAACAAGAGGCCAUUGCCGGAGAUGACCAGAGACGAGACCGCAACAAACUCGAAAUCUGAUAACGAUUACACAGAAACCGCCCCUGCUCCCAAAGCUCAAAUAGUUGGAUGGCCUCCGAUCAGAUCCUACCGGAAAAACAGCCUUCAGAUGAACAAGAUGGAGGCUGAGUCAUCUGGUAUGUAUGUGAAAGUAAGCAUGGAUGGCGCUCCAUACCUUAGAAAGAUUGACCUCAAGGUUUACGACGGCUAUCCGGAGCUUCUAAAGGCUUUAGAGAACAUGUUUAGGUUCAGCGUCGGCCAAUACUCCGAAAGAGAAGGCUAUAAGGGAUCUGAAUAUGUACCCACUUAUGAAGAUAAAGAUGGUGACUGGAUGCUUGUCGGAGAUGUUCCUUGGGAUAUGUUUAUGUCAUCCUGUAAGAGGUUGAGAAUCAUGAAAGGAUCAGAAGCAAGAGGUUUGGGCUGUGGAGUAUGAAAAAUCCUGCUAACCAUGCACAAGCCACACAGCAGCAUCACUCAAAGGAGCAGGGAGAAAAAGGCAAAGAGUUCUGUCUUUGAUGAAGAACAAAUUUCUCAGCUUGUGUUCUUCAAGCUGAAAAAUAUUCAAUCCGAAUCUUCGACACCGGAAGUUUAGACCGGAAACAGAAAGAAUUAAGAAUGGUUUUUGGUGGUUUGGACAUCUAUGUAUGGUGUCAUUUUGUUGGUCGUCCUUGUAUGUAAUGUCAUCAAGCCAAAACUGCAUAACUUGAAGAUCUUCCUUCAAGUUCAUUUGUGUAAACGAAAAACAGAAAGAAAAGGAAAUUAAAGAUAGGAUUUUCCAAGUUUUGAAUUUGUGGUAUUAUUCUCUAUACAAAAUUAUACAAGUAAUAUAUUAAAGGUGUGGUUAAAUUAA
Messenger RNA from Mercurialis annua (annual mercury), 1221 nucleotides. RefSeq names its product auxin-responsive protein IAA4. Gene Ontology annotation, biological process: regulation of DNA-templated transcription. Lineage: Eukaryota; Viridiplantae; Streptophyta; Magnoliopsida; Malpighiales; Euphorbiaceae. The transcript is spliced from 3 exons. Gene Ontology annotation, molecular function: protein binding. Bases 220 to 804 code for a protein of 194 amino acids. The record is from RefSeq and is a predicted model, not a curated record. Gene Ontology annotation, cellular component: nucleus.